This is a messenger RNA of Nicotiana attenuata, 1524 nucleotides long. RefSeq lists its product as uncharacterized. The transcript has 3 exons. Lineage: Eukaryota; Viridiplantae; Streptophyta; Magnoliopsida; Solanales; Solanaceae. The record is from RefSeq and is a predicted model, not a curated record. Bases 1 to 1524 code for a protein of 507 amino acids.
AUGAAAGCAUGGUCAGCAGAUUUCAAUUUGCAUGAUGGAGUACUGAAAACCAAUCCCCUGUGGGUCAGAUUUCCUAAUUUGCCGCUCAAUUGUUGGAGUAUGAAGGCCCUAAGCAAGAUAGGUAGUGCUUUGGGAAAACCUGUCUAUGCUGAUGAGUGCACUACUAGAUCAAUUAGAAUCUCUUAUGCAAGAAUGCUAAUUGAAAUGGAUGUCACUAAACCAUUGCCUAGAACUGUGAAGCUGCAAGAUCCGAAGGGCAAAACAAUACUGCAAGAAAUUACAUAUGAUUGGGAGCCAGCAUUCUGUGCUAAAUAUUUGAAAAUGGGCCAUGAUUGUAAUGAAGUCAAAGCGCCAAAACCACAGAGAAUGAUAUAUCAGAGGAAGGAGGCUGAACAAAGUAAGAAGAAUGAAGCAGUCCAAACAUCAGAACAAGGGGCAAAGACAAAGGACAAUGAGAAACAAGGAAAGGAAGAUGGGUGGAUAACAGUGAUUGGUAAGUCAGCAGCAAAGGAAACCAAAGCUAAACAAAAUGAGGAGCAAAACCUGGUUGGAAACAAUGGAUUCCAAUCUCUGAGAAAUGAUCAAGCAAAUAGUGAUCCAGGCACAAACUAUAUGCAGAUGAGGAGUGUAGGGAUGCAGGAGCUGUAUCAAGUAAUAGCUCUAGUUGAGCACAGAAUAAAGGAACAGAAAACUAGAGAUGUAAUGAAGAAGAUUGCACCUGGAUGGCAAUGGAUAACUAACUUUAGUACAAUGAACAGAAGUAGAAUUUGGGUGAUUUGGGAUCCUAGAAUCAAUGUGUUUGACCCAACUGAAAUUGAUGAGCAGCUAAUACAUGGGCAGCUCAGAACAGUCUCAAAGUUGUUUACGAUUGGAUUUACAGCAAUCUAUGGGUUACAUACUAUCAAAGACAGGCAGAGUUUGUGGAGAAAGCUGAGACAGAUUCAUAGUACACAACAGGGGCCUUGGUUAUCAAUGGGAGAUUACAAUGCUGUGUUAAAUGACCAAGACAGACAACAUGGCUCUGUGAUACAAGAUAUGGAGACAAAAGAUUUCAAGGAGUUCAUGAAGGAUACUGGGAUGAAUGAGUUACAAACUGUGGGAAGGGAAUAUACCUGGACAAAUAAUCAUACUUAUAGUAGAAUAGAUAAGGGAUUGGUUAAUGCUAACUGGAUGCUGACAAUCCCAAGCGUGAAAAUACAGGUGCUAGAACCAUGUGUGUCUGAUCAUUCUCCACUUAAACUAAUGAUUAUACAGAUACAGAGGAAGAAUAAUAGGCCAUUCAGAUUUUUUAAUUGUAUAGAAGAUCAUCCUCAAUUUAUACAGCAUGUUGAGAAAGUAUGGAGUGUAGAUGAAACAAAGGGAACGAUACAGGAAGUAUGGAAUAAGCUCAAAAGGGUCAAGGAGGUUAUAAAAGGGAUAAACAUACAACAUUAUCAAAGGGUAGAAGAUAGAAUUAAAGAAGCUAGGAAGGAGUUGCAAAUUGUUCAAGAGCAGAUGAGUGACAGAAUGCAACAGCCAGACUAA